AUGGCGGUGGCGACGGCUCGGUGGCUCAUCCUGUUCCUGGCCGUGUCGGCCACGGCGUGGGCGUCGGCGGACGAGGAGCAAUGGAAGGCCGGCGGUGCGGUGGGCGGCCAGGUCGUGCAGAAGGAGAAGCGGAGGGUGGUCGCGGCGAGCGAGGCCGGCACCGUCACGGCCGCCGACGUCGUGGACGCGGCGGGCACGGUGUACCGGCUGCAGUUCAUCACCAUGGAUCCUGGCGCCCUGUUCCUCCCCGUGCAGCUGCACGCCGACAUGGUCUUCUACGUGCACAGCGGGAGGGGUAAUGUGACUUACAUCCAAGAAGGGGCCAGCGAAUCAAGCUCGCUGGAAGUGGAGCGAGGAGACGUGUACAACUUCGAGCAGGGCAGCAUCUUGUACAUCCACAGCUACCCAAACGCCACCAGAGAGCGCCUUCGGAUCUAUGCCAUCUUCAGUAGCAACGCCAUCGGCUCCGAUGAUCCCUCGCAUCCGACGUCGGAAGCAUACACGAGCGUCAGUAAUCUACUGAAAGGAUUUGAUGUCCAAAUUCUUCGGCUCGGAUUUGGGGUUUCCCCUGACGUGGUGGAGGCGAUCAAAUCGGCGAAGAGGCCACCGUCGAUCAUACCAUACAACCCAGAUCAAGAGAAAAAGCAGGAAGGGGAGUCGAGUUGGACGGAACAAAUCUUGGAUGCGCUGUGGGGAAUCGGCGAUCCAGUGAACAAGAAGAAGAAGAAAGAGAAGAAGCAGAAGGGCAAAAAGGAGAAGUCCAAGACAUUCAACUUCUACUCGGGCAAGCCGGACGUGGAGAACUGCUUCGGAUGGAGCAAAACCAUGACCAACAAAGAUCUGCAGAACCUGAGGGGGUCCGACAUUGGCAUGUUCAUGGUGAACCUGACCACGGGAUCCAUGAUGGGGCCUCACUGGAACCCGAAAGCGACGGAGAUCGCCAUCGUAACACACGGAUCAGGAAUCGUGCAGACGGUAUGCCCGAGCAGCCCGUCGAGCGCCGGAGGCGACAGCGGCCACCACAAGCAGGGCGGCAGGGGUGGCCAAGGAGGCGAGAGAAACCACCACGAGCAGUGCAAGAACUCGGUGUUCCGGGUGAAGGAAGGCGACGUGUUCGUGGUGCCGAGGUUCCACCCGAUGGCGCAGAUGUCGUUCAACAACGGGUCGUUCGUGUUCGUCGGGUUCAGCACCCACAUGGGGCAGAACCACCCGCAGUUCCUGGCCGGGAGGCAGUCGGUGCUGCAGGUGAUCGGCAAGGAGAUCCUGGCGCUGGCGCUGGGGCAGAAGAACUCCACCGCCGUGGAGAAGCUGCUGUCGGCGCAGACCGGGUCGACCAUCAUGGCGUGCAUCUCGUGCGCGGAGGAGCUGGAGAGGAAGGCGGAGCAGGAGGAGCAGGAGGGUGGGCACGGGAAGGAGCAGAGGAGACGGGAGGAGGAGGAAGAGAGGGCGAGGAGGGAAGAGAAGGAACGGAAGCAGAGGGAGGAGGAAGAGAGGGCGAGGAAAGAGGAGAAGGAAAGGAAGCAGAGAGAGGAGGAAGAAGCAAGGAGAGAGGAGAAGGAGCGGGAGGAGGAAGAGAGGGCGAGGAGGGAGGAGGAAAAGCAGAGGAAGCGCGAGGAGGAGGAAGAAGCGGCAAGGAGAGAGCAGGAGGAGGAAGAAAGGCGCAGGAGAGAGGAGGAGGAAGGCGGCGGUGGACAAGGCGGAGGAGGAGACGAACCACCAAGAGAGAAAGAGGAGGAAGCAGGAGGUCGUGGCAGAGGUGACGAGCCGCCGGAAGAGGAGGAGGAAGGCGACUGGGGAGGAGAUUCAGCCAAGAACCUGAAGAAACGCUACCGUGUUCGCAAGGGCGCCAUGUUCCGCAGCGCCUGAAGAUCGACUGCUCGAUUCCCCCUCGCAUUGCAUUGCAUGCUUUCUGCAAUUCCGCUGUGAGCUUUCCUGCGUAGUAAUAGUACGAAUAAUGGUGG
Molecule: messenger RNA, 1961 nt
Organism: Lolium rigidum
Lineage: Eukaryota; Viridiplantae; Streptophyta; Magnoliopsida; Poales; Poaceae
Product: vicilin-like seed storage protein At2g18540
Exons: 6
Coding region: 1-1866 (621 amino acids)
Source: RefSeq, a predicted model, not a curated record